UCGCGGGCCUGCAUGAGCACGUUCAUCCGCGCUUCGUCAUUCUGGAACACCGCAAGCUACAGAAGAAGCUGUUUCCGUGGGACUGCGACAGGUGUGCAACAUGGGCAACUCCUUCCGGCAGCUGUACAUAAUACUUUGGAAGAAUGUCUACAUAAGUGGCAUCCGACGCCACUACUCGUGGACCGUGGUGGAAUUGCUCUUCGUGGCUGCAACGCUGUACGGCGUGUGGAACGACGCCUUGGAGAUCAGGUACGGAGACCCCGUGCCGGCCGAGGUCUUCCCACGCGUCCACCCUCUUCAGCUGUGGCCCAAGGACGUCAGCACGCUCAUCUACACGCCCAAUCAAGCUUUCGUCUCGCAGGUGAUGCGAAGCGUGUCUCACGAACUAUUUAUUCCGUCGUUGAAAGCCGUGUCCACCGCUGAUGAAGUCGUCGGGCUCAUGGAAGCCGAUGCAGAAUCAAAGGUCGGCAGUCGUUGCUUAGCCAUUGUCUUCGAAGAUCCGGCUUUGAACCCUGACAAGCUGCCUGAACAAGUUCGCUACCACAUCAGAUACAAAGGGCUUCGCUUCGACAUCAACCUCGAUUACUUGCAGAAGCUUGAGCUUCCAGGCCCGUCGCAGUGGGAGGCUUUCAAAGAAACUACGGCCCUGCUUCCAGUGCUGUACUCGCUUGAGAAGAACUUCUUGCAGGUGGUUGCCGCAGCUAGGAAUAUAAACGUCAACGCCAUGAACGACAUUCAGCUUCAGCGGUUUCCAUACCCACGCUACUACACCGAGGAAUUCGAUCGGUCGUACACCACCCUAGUGUUUCGCUUUGGCACCGCCUUCUUGGUGCCCUUCACCAAAAUCGUCGCCAGGAUCACGGGAGAGAAGUGUUCGGGCAUGCGGGAGCUUCUCCGAAUCGCCGGCACGAAUGAGCUUGUCUACUGGGGCAGUCAUUUUCUGAGCAGCUGCAUGUCCAUGACUCUAAUGGUGUGCGUCGCCAUGCUCUUCCUCUUCCUUCUGGGUCCGGAUCCCGUUGUGAGUUACUCCGACCCGGCUCUCAUCUUCAUCGUGCUCCUCAUGUUUUCCAACGUCACCGUCCUGCACGCAAUGUUCCUCUCUGUCCUGCUAACCAGCAGUCGGCUGUCCAUAAUUUUCUCGCUCCUGUACUGGACCUGCUGUCUGGCGUUCCCUUACAGUAUCCUACAGAACCCAACGGGUCACGGAUACUACCUGCAGACCAGAGCCUCGAAGGUCCUGUCUUCUGUCUUCCCCUGCAUGGGUCUUCACUGGUCACUCAAAGUCAUCGAGCGCUACGAAAGAUUCCGUGGCGGACUAACAUGGAGUAACUUCAAUGACCCUUCCAUAACGCUGGACAACAUCAGUGUGUCUGAUCUCAUGCUGGUGAACUUAGCCACGUGUCUGUUGAUGACCUUCUUAAUCUGGUACACGGAUAAUAUCAUUCCAUGGGGCCCUGGCAUCCAUAGGCCAAUGUGGUUUCCGUUCAUGAGAAGCUACUGGGCACCUCAGACGGAAGUCGCAUCGUCUUACAGAAGCGUCAACCCCGAUCCUUCAAUGUUCGAGAACGAUCCUACAGACAUCGCUCCCUCUAUCCAACUAGUGAACAUCAAGAAAACCUUCUACGGACCGUUCCUCCUCCAUCACAUCAACUUGAAAAUAUUCCGUCACCAGAUAACCGUUCUGCUCGGACCUUGCGGCUCUGGAAAGUCGACGAUGAUCAACAUAAUAACCGGUUUGGUGCUUCCCAGCAGUGGCGCAGUGAUCGUGGAGAAUUACAACGUCGUCACGAAUACCAGCGAAGCACGUGAACUGAUCUCGUACUGCCCACCGCAUAACGUCCUCUUUAACGAACUUACGGUCGAGGAGCAUCUCCUGUUCUUCGCAAUGCUUAAAGGAAUGAGCUUGAAUAGGAUCCGGCAAGAAAUUAAUCUCCUGUUGGCAGACAUUCAGAUGCCGUCGUACAUGCAUUACCUACCCCCAACCCUAGCGGACGGCAUGCGACGAUUGCUCUGCGUUGCCAUCACGCUUCUGGUAGGGGCGAAGUGCAAGAUAAUGGUCUUCGACCAGCCUACCGUUAGCAUGGACCCCAGCACUCAGCGAGAGGUCUGGGAAUUGCUGCUCAAGGCUCGCCGGAACUGUUGCAUCCUGAUCGCUACCCAGAACCUCGCGGAGGCAAACGCCUUAGCGGACAAGAUUGCCAUUGUCAACAAAGGCCUUCUCUGGUGCUGCGGUUCCCCGAGUUUUCUCCGGGACCGUUUCGGCGCAGGCUACUGCAUCAGGAUCCACAAGGACGCUCAAUGCAAUAGCCCGGCCGUUGAGGAGCUGUUGCGUAAACACAUCCCGCAAGUAACAGUGAAGCUGGACACUAGCUACGAGGCGGAAUACGCGAUCGGACCUAACCCCGGGACUCGGCGUAUGGUGGCGAUGUUUAAGGAACUGGAUAAGGAGAGGGACAACCUGAAGAUAGCGUCCAUGAGUGUCAUGGUGACGACGCUUGAGGAUGUUCUCAAUAAGGCGACGCAGGAGGCCACACUCGAACAAGUCGGCAUUGAGAGCGCUCCACAGCAGGAAGACUCCUCCGAAAUCGACAUUCCUGCUACGCAAGUGAAGUGUGCACCACCUAGCGGCACGCGUCUGUUCACAGCUCUUCUGGCGAAGCGUUUCCACCAGUGGAACCGCGACUGGCAUUCGCCCAUCCCACGGUGGGUGGUCCCCGUGGCCGUGCUCUUGCUGUCUGGCUUCUUGCAGCUCCGCUACCGCAGGCCAGCCUUGACCGUCGACGAUGAGCUGCUCGAAAAUCAACUAAGUUACAUCCCACGACGGGUGUUCAGCAAUAUAGCUAGCUUCUUGGUGGCCAACGCCGGUGUUGACGGAAUUGAAAAACAGUUGGUGGACCUCCUCCACGAUGCCGAAAACAUCCAUCUUGUGAACAUGCAGAGUGACCGCAUAAAUUCGCGCCUGUUGGAUUACGCCGAAGAUAAUCCUCGGCAAUAUGUGUACCAGCUUCAAUUCGGGUACAUUGUGAGCGGUAGAUCAAUGGUCACGAUCUGGUUCAACGGACAGUGUCCCCAUUCAGCACCGCUAGCAGUAAGCAUGUACCACACAGCUGUCCUGCGCAACGUCACAGGCAGCAGGAAAAUCAGUUUUGUCCCCAUCAACAAGCCCUUCAUGAACGACACCCAGGCACCCGAGCUAACCAGCUUCGAAGAGCUCUUGAGCGUCUUCAAGUCUGGCUUCGGCACGCCUAAAGACACGACAACCCGAGAACGCAUUGUCCUCAACCUCAUGACUGCCGUCUUCGUGCCCCUUUCCCUCUGCUUUCACGCUGCCAGCUUCGUGGUGUACCCCAUAUCCGAACGCAUCACGAGGUUCAAGCACCUGCAACUCAUGACUGGGCUGCCUGGCUCACUAUAUUGGUUCAGCAACUUCACCUUCGAUGUCAUGCUAGUGGUACUAUGUGCUAUCCCGUUUAUUCCGGCUAUGCUGUUCAACCACCGAAUUUUGAUCGGUGCUGAAUUUACUGGUGGACUGUUCGUGCUGUUCCUCCUUCACGGCGUGGCUGUUAUUCCCUUUACGUAUCUAACAUCUCCACUCUUUCACGACGGUUCUCUCGGACUUUCAGUUUUGGCCGUCUGCCUGUUCAUCGGGGGAACCUUAGGUUCCCUCGAGCGAGUGCUCCGACAAGUGACAAGUGAUGAAUCCUGGUUCACGAUGUUCCUUUCUAAACUUUUGGACGUCGCCUGCGGUUGUCUACCCACGUACACGUUGACGCGGGGUGUUCUCAAAUUGCGGACUUUGAGCCGAGAGAAUCAAGUCUGCAACGUCAACAAGGAACACCUGCUUCACAUCUGUAGAGGUGCCGAGCUGGAGAACACCGUCUCGUUGCAGUACUGUUGUCAAGCGGUCCUCCACCCAAACUCUACCGAAGGCAGGAGAACAGCAGUGCACCCGCUUGAUCUGAAGAGCGGCAGUGUGACACUUGAAUGUGUCUUGUUGCUUCUCGAGGGUCUGGUACUCCUCACGCUAGUCUCCGUUAUGGAGACCGAAAACUUCCGUCGGCUACGUCGUGUGGUCCGAGACAUGCUGUAUGGAAUUUCGGAGACUACUGCAGUCCAGCCGCCAUCUCUCGAAGGGCCGCGACUCUACACCAGCGCAUUGGACUCUGAUGUGCGGGAAGAAUCCACACAAGUCGAAAAAGCGUGCACACCCGACGGUGCGGCGUCGAAGGCACUGCUAGAGUGGGCGCUGGUUGUGAGGAAACUCACCAAGCGGUACGGUCUCCGGAAGUCCUUAGCGGAUGUGAGCUUCUUGCUCAAGCCCAGUCAGUGUCUGGGAAUCAUCGGCGUGACCGGAGCCGGAAAGACGGAAAUGAUGCAGAUGCUGACCGGCGUCACCGAGAUUUCUUCAGGAGAUGCCUACAUCGGUAACGCGUCCUUGACGGAUGAACCAACAAAGUUCCUCGCACAGGUGGGAUACUGCCCAGAAACUCUGGGCCUGCCAGAUCACAUGACCGGCAGACAACUUGUCACUCUGUUCUCGGCACUUCGAGGGGUACCGAAAGAAUCGAUGGACAGCGCAGUGGCCAACCUGCUAGCUCUCAUGGACCUUGGCAAGGUUGCAGAUCACGACAUUGCCAUUUACACGCAAGGCGACAGACGCAAGUUAUCCAUUGGCAUAGCCAUUGUGGGAACACCAAAAGUGGUAUUCCUGGAUGAACCUGGAACUGGUGUGGAUGUCUCUGCACGUUCCCAGAUCAGCAGGAGCCUCACCAUCAUCCGGGACAUAACGGAUAUAUCUAUAGUCUUAACGUCAAACAGUAUCCGGCAGUGCGAAGUGCUUUGUGACCGCAUCGCUCUGCUGCUAUCCGGUCAGUUCGAGUGCAUCGGGACUGUGGACGAACUCAAGAGCAAAUUUGGCCGUGGCUACACCAUAACCGUGAAGACUCGUCAAGAAUACGUCGACGACUCUGAGUUCUUGGAGGACUUGACGCACGACAUGAAACAGGAGUUUCAUAAUUGCGAACUGGACCAUUCAUUCCAGGGUAUACUCGAGUACAGAGUGGGCACAACGUAUACAAGUUGGAGCGAGAUGUUCUCCAAGAUGGCCUCAAUCCAGAAAAGACACCGUUUCAAAGAGUUCUACGUCAGCGAUACUACCCUGGAGCAAAUUUUCGUCAGCUACGCAAGAAAGCAGAUAAACUUCUCCAAGGCUAUGGCGAUGGCCAACUGAAUAAAUAACUGAUCGACAAUUUUU
Molecule: messenger RNA, 5254 nt
Organism: Ornithodoros turicata
Lineage: Eukaryota; Metazoa; Arthropoda; Arachnida; Ixodida; Argasidae
Product: phospholipid-transporting ATPase ABCA1-like
Exons: 22
Coding region: 101-5230 (1709 amino acids)
Biological process (GO): transmembrane transport; lipid transport
Cellular component (GO): membrane; intracellular membrane-bounded organelle
Molecular function (GO): ATP hydrolysis activity; lipid carrier activity; ATP binding
Source: RefSeq, a predicted model, not a curated record